CAUCCCAAAUGGCACUCUGUUUCCUAUAUAGUGCACUACUUUUGACCAGGGCCCUUCUCUAAAGUAGUAGACUAUAUAGGGAAUAGGGUGCCAUUUGGGAUGCAGACCAUGUUUGUCAGAACUGUAGACAAUCCAGGGAAGCAGGAACCUCCCCUCCAUUCUGCCAGAUGCACAGGAUAUUCCUUUCUUUGUUUGUGAGAAAACUUUAGUACUCAGACCGCUGGUUCAACGCAGGCAGGGGAGCUGAAAGAGCUGGUUCAACGCAGGCAGGGGAGCUGAAAGAGCUGGUUCAACGCAGGCAGGGGAGCUGAAAGAGCUGGUUCAACGCAGGCAGGGGAGCUGAAAGAGCUGGUUCAACGCAGGCAGGGGAGCUGAAAGAGCUGGUUCAACGCAGGCAGGGGAGCUGAAAGAGCUGGUUCAACGCAGGCAGGGGAGCUGAAAGAGCUGGUUCAACCACUCAGAGAGAUGGAGCUGAAACGGUUGCCUGAGUCUGAUGGGUGUGGCUCAACAAAACAUGAUGGGUCUGGUUUGACCGCUGACCUGAGGAUUGUGUUGCUAGGGAAGACUGGAGCAGGGAAGAGCGCAACAGGAAACACCAUCCUGGGGAAGAAUGUAUUUAAAGUCGACUCUUCCCCUGCGUCAGUGACUGGACAGUGUGAGAGACAGAGUGGAGAGGUCAACGGGACGAUGGUUCAUGUGGUUGACACACCAGGCCUCUUCGACACAGCCAGGUCAGACGAAGAAGUGAAAGAGAAAAUAGAGGAGUGCGUUAACAUGUCCGUCCCGGGCCCCCACGCCUUCCUGCUGGUGAUCAGGCUGGGGGUGAGGUUCACAGAGGAGGAGAGGAACGCCGUGAGGUGGAUCCAGGAGAACUUUGGAGAGGACGCCUCCAUGUACACCAUCUUACUGUUCACCUGUAAAGACCAGCUGAAGGGGAAACAGGUGACAGAUUCUCUGAAGAUGUGUAAAGAGCUAAGGAGACUCUCCAUCACUUUAGGCGGCGGGUAUCACUCGUUCAACAACGACGCCAAAGACGACCCCACUCAGGUCCCAGAGCUGCUGGAGAAGAUCAAAGAGAUGGUGGAGCUGAACGGAGGAGAGCACUACACCAACGAGAUGUACCAGAAGGCUCAGAGGAAGAUCAGAGAGGCGGAGGAGAGGAGGAGGGAGGAGGAGAAAAGAAGGAAGGAGGAGGAGGAGAGAAAAUUAAAAGAAGAGGUAAAGGUAGAGAUAGAGAAAGAAAAGGAGGAAGAGAAAAGGGAGAAGGUAGAUAAAAAGAGGAAUUUACACAUCGCUCUAGCAGUAACAGUAGUGUGUGUAGUAGUAGGGGUGAUCAUAGCAACUGCUGCUGAUACCACAGUGGCCCUGGCUCUAGCUCCACUCUUACUGGUGCUGGGAGUAGCCAGUGGAAUAACGGCUAUCUGCCUAAAGAAUGGAAGGUGUGGAGCUAAAACACCUGUCUCCGUAGCUGUAUAACAAUCACAUACUGUAUACCUCAUUAAGGCUGUUUUUACACAGGCAACACAAUUAUGAUCUUUUGCCACUAAUUGGUCUUUUGACCAAUCUGAUCUCUUGUCAAUAAUUGGGCAAAAUAUCAGAAUUUGUCUGCCUGUGUAAAGAUUCAAAUUUGUCUGCUUGUGUAAAGAUCAGAAUUGGGCUGCCUGUGUAAACGCAGCCAAACAAGACCAAACAACAGAAACAUAGAUUGAAUGAUAGAUAGAUUGAAUGAUAGAUAGAUAGAUAGAUAGAUAGAUAGAUAGAUAGAUUGAUUGAUUGAUUGUUUGGCCUUUUUCACACUUGUUACCUUAUAUGUGGAAACUGCUAUAAAAAUGGUCUUAAAUCUAUUCCCUUAAUUAUUUCUCUGGGUGUCCAGUGAUCUAUUUAUUUAAUCAUGUGUUCAGGGAUAACAUUUAUGAACACUUAAUAAAGAGAAGUAAAGAGUCUGACUGA
Salmo salar (Atlantic salmon) is the source of this 1950-nucleotide messenger RNA. RefSeq names its product GTPase IMAP family member 7. The record is from RefSeq and is a predicted model, not a curated record. Gene Ontology annotation, molecular function: GTP binding. Lineage: Eukaryota; Metazoa; Chordata; Actinopteri; Salmoniformes; Salmonidae.